AUGGUGAAGCUUUCUUUUUCCGCCUCGGCUUUCAUGCUUGCAUCAUUUGCGGCAACUGCUGUCCAAGCAAAACAAGUCAUACUCUACCAGAACGACUUUGAGGCUCCCAAAGCGAGCCUUUCACCUGAUCCUGCGAACCAGUUGCUCGCAACCCCAGGCAACGAUGUCAACACCAACUAUGGUGCCCAAGGUGGCCCCAACCAUGUCAAGACCACCCACGGCGAUGGACAUUUUGGCCAGCAGAACUCGGUGGAGACGCUGGUUGUUCAUUCCACCUACAAGAGCCAGUAUCCAUAUUCCGACCCCGACGGAAGGGCAGGGGACUACAGUAUUGGUAUGCUUGCAGAUUACCCAGCUGCGGCUACGAGUGACUUUCUCUGGCUGGAUUUUACAGCUCCCUCUGGUCAGGACUACUUCAACGUUCAAGUCGACAUUUCCGCAAUUUCUGCAUCCGGUGGCAUGGGCCCAAACACGAAAGUCCCUGUCAUUUACGAUCUGAUCUUGAUCGAUAUGGCGAGUGGCCAGGAAGUGGUAUUGGAAACCAAACGAAUCACUGGGACGACAGCCCCGAAUGACUACACCUUUGCUUGGACCCGCGGACUCGCGUCUUUCAACAAGGGCGAUCGAACCGACCUUCGCAUCAAAUUCGAUGCCAUCCAACCAUCCUACUCUGCUAUUGACAACUUGCUUAUCUAUACAGACGAGGUGGAAGUGACCACCGUCACUCCCCCAGAUACUCCCAUUGCCGCAUCCACCGCUAAGAUGUCUGGAGAUCCUCACGUGCAAGGGUGGGGCGGUCGCAAGUUUGAUUUCCAUGGUGGCUGUGAUCUCGUCCUUCUCAGCCAUCCCGAAUUCGCGAACGGAUUGGGCCUUCAUGUUCACGUUCGGACGAAGAUUCAGACUUGGUGGAGCUACAUUGAAACUGCUGUGGUCCAGAUUGGCGAUCAAAUGAUCGAGAUGAGCGGUGGAUCAAACGAAGACGGAGGGCCCAAUGUUUGGGUCAAUGGCGUGGCUGGUGCUAGGGCGAUUAUCGAGGAUCCAAACCUGAAGGCUCUUGAGGAAGUGCUAGAAGCCCAGCUCGAAGGAUUUCACAUUACCUACCGAAAGCUUGACGCCAAGCAGCACAGGAUCCGCAUCGAUUUCAACCGCGCGGGCGAUGCUAUUAGUCUUCAAACCUACAAGGACUGGGUAGCCGUCAGCGUCAAGGCCAACAAAAAGGAGAAUUUCAAGGGAACCAUGGGUCUCAUGGGACGAUUCCCCAAUGGCGAUCUUGUUGCCAGAGAUGGUGUAUCGGUUAUGGCUGACACGGAUGCCUUUGGAAAAGAAUGGCAGGUGCUGGCGUCUGAGCCCAUGCUUUUCCACUCUAUUGGUAAUGUGCCAGCUUCAAUGGAAUGUGCCAUGCCCUCCGAGAAAGCCACAGAAGAACAGCGAAAGCGCCGUCUUGGUGAAUCUAGCAUCAGUACGAAGGACGCGGAGCAAGCCUGCGCCAGAGUCAGCCCCUACGACCGCGACCAAUGCAUCUUUGAUGUCUUGGCCACCAACGACAUGGACAUGGCGGGAGCCUACUAG
Seminavis robusta is the source of this 1569-nucleotide messenger RNA. NCBI's taxonomy places the organism in Eukaryota, Bacillariophyta, Bacillariophyceae, Naviculales, Naviculaceae. The record is from the annotation of a GenBank genome assembly.